Puntigrus tetrazona (Sumatra barb) is the source of this 351-nucleotide messenger RNA. RefSeq names its product ninjurin-1-like. Gene Ontology annotation, biological process: tissue regeneration; cell adhesion. Bases 16 to 351 code for a protein of 111 amino acids. Lineage: Eukaryota; Metazoa; Chordata; Actinopteri; Cypriniformes; Cyprinidae. The record is from RefSeq and is a predicted model, not a curated record. The transcript is spliced from 2 exons. Gene Ontology annotation, cellular component: membrane.
CGCGCUCCUCUAAACAUGAAUCACUACGCUAAUAAGAAGAGCGCGGCGGAGAGCAUGCUGGACGUGGCUCUGCUGAUGGCUAACGCCUCGCAGCUGAAGGCCGUGCUGGAGCAGGGGCCCCAAAACACCCUGUACCCGGCCCUGAUCACACUCAUCAGCCUGUCGCUCUGCCUGCAAGUCUUAGUGGGCAUCCUGCUCAUCUUCAUAGUGAAGUGGAACCUGAACGACGAGCAGAAACAUCUCAGGCUGAACAUCUUAGAGAACAUCAGCACGGCCUGCAUCUUCAUCAUCGUCGUCAUCAAUGUCUUCAUCACUGCGUUUGGAGUUCAGCGGCCCAAUGCAGGCGCGUGA